This is a messenger RNA of Stylophora pistillata, 5660 nucleotides long. RefSeq lists its product as uncharacterized. NCBI's taxonomy places the organism in Eukaryota, Metazoa, Cnidaria, Anthozoa, Scleractinia, Pocilloporidae. Gene Ontology annotation, cellular component: SCF ubiquitin ligase complex; cytoplasm. Gene Ontology annotation, molecular function: ubiquitin protein ligase activity; protein binding. Gene Ontology annotation, biological process: ERAD pathway; glycoprotein catabolic process; SCF-dependent proteasomal ubiquitin-dependent protein catabolic process. The record is from RefSeq and is a predicted model, not a curated record.
AUGUCAGUAAUAGAGAACAAGCGUCGAUUUUACUUGGUGGAUGGGGGUCCGAUUCGGCACGUUGGCGCAGGGGGGACAGAAGAGAACAGAAUCAAGGCUCUGACCACGUUACAAUUGGCAAAGCCCUACUAUCAGUAUCUUCUUUGUACUCUGACGAGUCUGGCCAAGAUUCCAAACAGUACAGGAGUUAAACUCGACGGGGCAAUCGUCACACAUCCACACGCCGAUCACUUGGAUGGUGUGGAAAGACUCUUUAGAGAGCUUCUUCCCAACGAGUACCAACAAAGCGUCACAUCAGCCAACCCAGACAAAAGAUUGGUUUGCAAUGGUCCUGUUUUACUCACAAAAAAAUUUGUUCAGGACAAAAAAGCUUAUCGUAGCUUUUCUGAGUUUCUCUUAAAAACCAAAUUCAAGAUAAGCCUAGACAUUGACGACAUACAGAAUGCUUUCGGAAAUGAUAUCAUCUUUUCUUUUCCUACUUCGCCUGGUGUUUUGUAUCAGCGUCACAACAAUGACGAGCCUCACUCCGAGGAGGAACAAAGAAGCAAGUUGAAAGAGGGUACGGAAGACGACGAUUUGAACAAAUCGAGUAUCAUUCUCUUCACUAAAGAAGGAGGCAAGAUUUGUUUGAGUGGGGAUGCUUACGGCCAUGACAUUGUUGCAAUGCUUCGAAGUCACGGGGCUAAAGAUCUGGACAUCUUCAAGUUACCUCACCACGGGAGCCCUGAGAACAGCAUUUUGGGAAAGGUCAUGCCUCCUACCUGGGCCUCUCAAAAUUUGGCCGCGAUGGUUCUACUUUCGUUGAGUCUAAACCGGAAGAUUGUCUUCGAAAAGAACCCUGAAGAGGAGAGAGACAUUGAUUACGUUCGCCGGAAGCUGAUUAGAACAUCUAAAAUGGGGAAUGGAGAGACCGUUCAGAGGAUCGCCGAAACGUUUCAGGGGGUAAUCAAAAAGCAACUAAAAAACACAACGAAGGAAACAUUAGAAGAGUUGUUUCACAGAGUAAAAGCGAAGCACCUUGAGGUUGUGGCAGCACUUCAGCAGCAGUCUGGAUGCGUCGACCCAUGCAAGAAUCUAGAAGCUCUAAAUAGUUUAGCAAACUGGAAGAAUCUUACGAAAUCUGUUGCCGAUAAAUUAGGUUUUUCAAGUGUUUCUACAGAUCUGAAGAGGAGGAAGGUAGACUGGUGGCGUCAAGUCGAAGGCCUCAUGGGUCAUGACAAAAGUUUUCGAGACUACUUUGCAGACAAAAUUGGUAUUGAAGGUUUUUUCGAUUCCUUCCAUUCCAAGACUUACUACGUAUCUGCCAGCGGAAGAUAUGGCCACCCUUCACCAGAUGUCAUCAAGGGAAUCAUAAAAGCUGCCGUGAAAAAGAACAAGCCAUGCAGAAUCGUGUUCACCUCUGGGGGAGACGUUCCGUCUGCAUAUCUUCCUGAUGUUAAUGUAAAACCGUACGAGCAGUGGAAAAAGCUUGUUUCUCUUUAUUAUCUGAAGAAUAACGUUUCCUUUAAGCUCGACCCCAACGAGGACGUUAACACGGCACCUACUGGAACAAGCAAAUUUGAAAACGACGACAGAAUACGAAUCGAUGUUUCCCAACGACUGAAAGAUAACGUUGGAUUCACUAUUCCGCGGAGGUCUUUUCUUCCCAACGUUGACCAAUUCUAUAUCAAAACGAAAGGAUCAGACGAAAAAUUUCUUUGGCUUGAAGUAAAGAACGACGGGCAACUCUUCCUGACUCCCAAGAAGGGUGCCCAGAAUAUUCUCAACGUCUCCAAUGCUCCAUCCAUCACUAGCGAUUUCAAUGUGAUUACCCUUCAGGGCGAGUCUGAAACAGGUUAUCAGGUUGAACAAAACGUUUGGCUCGAGAACGCCACGGGAGGCGGAUUUUUAAUCAAAGAAUCUCCCAAGGGAAAAUACUUUUUGGAAGACAACGGCUCCCUCAAACGUACCAAUAAAAGAAGUAAAGGCAGCUCCUUCUUUUUCGACCACAGGACGUUUUCCGGUCCAUUGAAAGAUGAAACAUGGGUAUCCUUCAAGGCAUUCUUAAAGUCACGAGGAUCCAAAAGCGACCAGAAAUCAAUCAAUGUUCGAAGUGCACUCGAACUUUUGCUCGGUCUUUCAAACGUGGAGCGCCUAAAGGAGGAAGUACCACCCGGAUCUAUUGCAUGUGAAGCCCUGGAUAACGAAGUCGAUAUGGAAUUAUCUAUGGUUGAACUCUCAUCUUCCAUGGAUAGCGAAGUCAUUUCAAGCAAAAUCCAGGUCGUGACAAAAUUGCGCCCCAUGACGUUCGACGCAUCCCCAGUUACUACGCUAGAGAUUGUAGUGAAAGACCCAUGUUCCAGACCAGACAUGUCUCUUCGGAUUACAACGUCUCUUGGCUUUGCGAACUACACCUUACGUGUCAGCGAGCAUAUGAAACCGAAAGAACCAUCCGUUGACAUGUAUUUGAAUGCGCUUGGAGGUGUGCCACUGGAAAACCGCGACAACCUGACCUUAGGCACAAUACUACAGCGUGUAGCGGGAUACCUUCCCUUGGAGGCUUUAGCAAAGGGUUUCCCGACGCAACUUUUGGCUUUAGACAUAUUUACCUGGAAGGUAGAUCGUUUGCUUUCGACAGUUAACUAUUUCACCUCUCCAUUAGCCGUCGAAGUACUGACUGGAGACUUUUACCUAAUUAUUCCAACCGAAAAGAAUCAAGUCACUUUGGGUGGAACACUAGUUAUAGACUUAUCCCAAUUUCAUGUCACUGUAAAAAAGCCACGCACUGAAAGGAGUGACUUUGUCGUAGAAUGCGAAGCUACCAUCGGGACAAUCGCUGUAAAUCUGAGAAUGGUACCUACAUCGACAGCUGUUCCUGAGGUGAUUAUUUCAUUUUCUCAUGACGCCAAUUUCCUAUCAGUGGUAAAGAUGUUGGAUCCUCAAGUAAACAUCCAAGAACUAGCUGUCCCCUUACUAAACAAAGUCAUCCAGGAUUUGCAACUUUCCAAUCCAACCAUUCGUGUUGUCCAGGAUAUCCAAAGUUACUACGUGACUCAGGUUUCUUCUCUAACCUUUGGGUUUACGCUCGAGAACUUUGCAUCAAUACUUCCCAGUGGUUUUUCUUCACCUCAGGGCAGCCAAGCAACGGUCACGAUUUUCAAUCCCCUCAGCAGUCACCCUCAAGUUGGCUUUGAAGUCCAAUUUAAGUUAGCGGUCGCCACAUCCACAGAUGCCAACGCAUUCUUGGAUUCAAAGUUCUCAUUGUGGCCAGUAGAUGCUUCCAAUCAUCAAAAUUCCCAGGGUUAUACUUGUAGCGUUUCAUUAUGUCCAAACCUUUCAGAGAUAUCGAUACAAUCAGCACUUGAAGCUGUCGGUCUCGGACAGCAGAUGACGUCAAUUAUGUCUUUCUUUCCGUUUAUGGAAAAUAUCCUGAAUGCAAUCCUGUUGGAUAAAAUUAGCCUCGAUGUAAACUACCAGAAGCGCGCGAUUGAAUCUUUUUCUCUGUCCCUCUUUGUUCCGCAAUGUUCAAUUAUUGAAGAAAAAUUCACCAUGCAAGAUGCAAGUUUUCUGGUGCAGUAUGGAUGUCAUCAGUGGUAUGCAGAGACAGAGAUGAAGUUGCUGGUUUUUAACAAGUUCACGUGCAGAGCUGCAUUCUCCUUGCCUGGAUCAGAUGUGCCUGGAACUUUGACGUUCGAAAAUGAAGAUGAUUCGUUUACCCUUCAACAGUUCCUUGAAGGUAUUGGGUUUUCCGUGUCACACAAUGUUCCUAUCAUCGAUGAAAUCUCAGACGUGACGGUUUCUCGGGCUGCCAUUUCCUUUGAAAAUAACGGUUCUACAUUCAAACUAUCUAAGAUCGAGGCGGUAUUGAGAAAGCGAACCCUCACCAUCGGUAGUAUUAGUCUUUACAACCUUGAAGUAACAGUGCGUUUUUCCAAUGUCCGAGGAGGUUCCGCAGUGUCCCUUUCACUGCGAGGAUAUCUGAAUCCUACGACUUACGCAACCUUGACUUUUGACACAGAACGUCAGGAAUUACUUGGACACUACGUCUUGGUGGAUAAUAUGUCAACGGAUGAGUGCUUGGAUCGUCUCUUUCCAAGGCAAAUGGAAGAUUGUUCCGGCAGUAAUGCAUAUAUACAGGUCAAAUCUUUACAUGUUCAAGAAGUUAGAGUAAUUCUGAGUUUUUCAUCAGAGGAGCAGUGGCAUGUACGAAAUGUACGGGUGCGACUGGAUGGUUGCCUUACGCUUGGACCCUUUAUCUUGCACCAGCUUUGUCUGAUAUACAUGACUGAACUGCCUGGUAAUGCUACACAGCGCGUCUCAGUCGUUGGGCACUUUAAAAGCAACGAACAGACCCUCAGCUUUAUGGUGGAGCUCUCCUCUACAAGCCAGGAAUCAAACAGUACUAUUUUGGAAGCGGUAAUCAAACCAGAUUCUCAUGGAGGACUGACACUCUCAUCCUUACUCGGAAUUGUAGGGUUGAAGAGUACAGAGGACGAAGUUCCACAAGUCGAUGGAUCCCCAGAUUUCCUUAACAUCGGAUUAAAGGAAGCGCGUCUUCAAUUUGAAGCGUCCCCAUUUCGCAUUCGAAAGAUGGAUGUUGUAGUCAAGACGAGAGCAACGAUAACUAUACUCGAGACGCCGCUCAUUCAGCUUAACGAGGCAAGACUUGAGUAUCAUCUGGAUAAAACAAAAGAUCCUGUCCACGCAGAAAUCUUCAUCGCCGGAAUUUUAAGCAUCGGUAAACUCCCCUUAAAUGUCACGUUCAAAAGAGACACGCAGUUAGGAUUGGUACUGGAAGGUCUCUUUAAUGAGGCAGAUGGCUCAACGAAAGUCGAUUUUGAGGAGAUGGCCAACCUGAUAUCUCCUGAUGUACCUUUCAGUCUUCCUAGGAGUGUUACAUUAAGCUCUUUCCUUUUCAGACUAGAAAAAGUUGAAGAAUCAAUUUCCCUCAAAUUAGAAGGUGAGUCCCAAAGCAAGUGGACCACUGAUGUUGGGAUUAGUACCCUGACCGUUCACAAUCUCGGUGGCAAGGUACAUUUUACAAGACAACGUAGUUCGAGUACGUGGAGAGGCUCCGUCUGCCUUAAUGGAAAGGUUCUUGUACAGGGCACCUUAGAUGUGGCUGUUGAAGUUUACCAUGACGGUAAAGGUGAAACUGUUGUAUUUGGCACUGUGCAGAAUCCGGCAUAUAUUGACCUGGACAUCCUAACUAAAUCAUUUGCUACUGGUUCGGAUCCUUCGAAUUCAUGGAAAGGACUCCUUCCAAACGGAACUGAUGCCACUGUACGCUUUCCCAGUUUCACCAAAGCGUAUUUGUCUGUUAAUGUUUCGAAGAGAAUACUUAUGUUUUUCGGAGCUGUAGCUGGGUUUGGAACAGGAUCACUGAUAGUCAAGCAAGCAGCGUCUGGCGAGAAUUCCUCUAAGUACGGUUUUCUGUUCGGUCUAAGUCUUGGAAAUGAUUUCAGAUUUUCCUCAAUCAAUGAGAGUCUUAACGUUGUUGAUGAGGUUAUUCUGGUACAGAAUGCAAACUUGUGCGUGAUUUCAAAGGAAUUUGAGCAGGUGAAAGUCGCAGAAAUGUUGGAAGAAAUCUAUAAGCUUGAAGUCUUUAGGAACAAACAACUAGUGGCUGACGUACCAUUUACCAACCUAGACAGCCAAUGAAUCUCCGAUCAAAAAAUGAA